UCCCGUCGGUCUUCGUCUUCAGUGCCCACCUCGCCAAGCCCUGGCCGUCAAGUCGCUGCUGGCUCUGGCAGUCGAAGAUACACUUCCACAUUCGGGCCAUACCUCUUACAGCGAACCCUUGGAGAAGGGGAAUUUGGCAAAGUCAAGCUGGCUAUCCAUCUGGAUACGGGGAAGUCAUUCGCCAUCAAGCUCAUGAAAAAGGAUAGCCUUGACCAGCAGACUACCAAGCGGGCGAAAGUUAUGCGCGAGAUCUCAAUCUUCCAGACUGUUAGUCAUCCAUACAUCGUCGCAGUUGAAGAGGUCGUAGAGACGCGAGAGUAUAUUGGAAUGGUCAUGGAGUAUGCCUCCGGCGGCGAAAUGUUCGAGUACGUCCUGACCCGUCGCCAACUCAAGGAACCCGAGGCUUGUAAAUUCAUGUGCCAGCUACUCUCCGGUGUUGCUUAUCUACACAAUCGGAAGAUCGUUCACCGUGACCUUAAACUCGAAAACCUCCUUUUGGACGGAAAUCGAAACGUUCUCAUUACCGAUUUCGGGUUCGCCAAUCGAAUGCAAGCGGAAAAGCCCGACGAGUCUAAAUUGCUCUUGACCUCAUGUGGAUCACCCUGUUACGCGGCACCUGAACUUGUCCUCGGCCACGGAUACAUGGGUGAGGCCGCCGACAUCUGGUCCUGUGGUGUUAUCCUCCAUGCGAUGCUCUGCGGCUUUCUCCCGUACGACGAUGACCCGACGAACCCGGACGGGAACGACAUCAAUCUGUUAUACACUUACAUCACCGGAACUAAGCUGAAGUUCCCUGACCACUUGUCAUUCGAAGCAGCCGACUUGAUGAGCAAAAUGAUUGUGAUUGACCCGAGCCGCCGCGCCCGAAUGCCUGAGAUAAUGGAUCACCCGUUCCUUGAACCGUAC
Fimicolochytrium jonesii is the source of this 906-nucleotide messenger RNA. RefSeq names its product kinase-like domain-containing protein. The transcript has 2 exons. The annotation marks the transcript as partial. Gene Ontology annotation, biological process: protein phosphorylation; intracellular signal transduction; microtubule cytoskeleton organization. The record is from RefSeq and is a predicted model, not a curated record. Gene Ontology annotation, molecular function: ATP binding; tau-protein kinase activity; protein serine/threonine kinase activity. NCBI's taxonomy places the organism in Eukaryota, Fungi, Chytridiomycota, Chytridiomycetes, Spizellomycetales, Powellomycetaceae. Gene Ontology annotation, cellular component: cytoplasm.